AUGCAGGUGGAUCGGAGCUGUGUGGUUUCCAGUGCUCGGUGUACGUGGCUGCUUUUACUUUUUUCAACUCUAAGCACCAGGGUCAAUGGGGUGGGAGGCACCCACCAAAGCAUCCCUCCGUCCGUGGUGAAGCUGUGGGCUUCAGCGUUUGGUGGAGAGAUGAAGUCCAUCUCAGCUAAGUACUCUGGCUCCCAGCUGCUGCAGAAGAAAUACAAGGAGUUUGAGCGGGCUGUGCGGGUGGAGGAGAUCGAUGGGCUGCGGCUGGUAAAGAGGCUGGCUGAGAACAUGGAGGAGAUGUUUCACAAGAAAGCCCAGGCAAUGAAGAGACUGGUAGAGGCGGCGGAGGAAGCCCACCUACAGCACAAUGAGGAUCCAAACCUACAGUAUGAAUACUUCAAUGCGGUGCUGAUCAAUGAGGUGGAUGAGGAGGGGAACAGCGUGGAGCUGGGAGGAGAGUUCAUCCUACAACCCAAUGAUCAUUUUAACAACCUGUCAGUCAACCUCAGCCUCAGCGUGGUCCAGGUGCCCACCAACAUGUACAACAAAGACUCUGCAAUCGUCAAUGGAGUGUACUGGUCUGAGGCCUUGAACAAAGUGUUUGUGGAUAACUUUGAGAGAGACCCAUCACUCAUAUGGCAGUACUUCGGCAGUGCCAAAGGCUUUUUCAGGCAGUACCCAGGAAUCAAAUGGAAGCCAGACGAACACGGAGUCAUAGCUUUUGACUGUCGGAACCGGAAGUGGUACAUCCAGGCUGCCACCUCUCCGAAGGACGUAGUGAUCCUGGUGGAUGUUAGCGGCAGCAUGAAAGGUCUGAGGCUGACUAUCGCCAGGCAGACUGUUUCCUCCAUACUGGACACUCUUGGAGAUGAUGACUUCUUUAACAUCAUAGCUUACAAUGAGGAAUUGCAUUAUGUGGAGCCAUGUCUGAAUGGAACUCUGGUCCAAGCAGAUAUCACUAACAAAGAUCAUUUCCGGGAACACCUCGACAAGCUGUUUGCUCAAGGCAUCGGUAUGUUAGACAUCGCUCUGACUGAGGCCUUCAAUCUCCUCGGUGACUUCAACGAGACUGGGAGGGGAAGCGAGUGCAGCCAGGCUAUUAUGCUGGUGACAGAUGGGGCAGUGGAUACAUACGAUGCCAUCUUUGCCAAGUAUAACUGGCCAGACAGGAAGGUCCGCAUAUUCCCUUACCUGAUUGGUCGAGAGUCAGCCUUUGCAGAUAAUCUGAAAUGGAUGGCAUGUGCUAACAAAGGCUACUUCACUCAGAUUUCCACACUGGCAGACGUGCAAGAGAACGUGAUGGAGUAUCUCCAUGUGCUGAGUCGUCCCAAGGUGAUCGACCGGGAACACGACACAGUGUGGACGGAGGCGUACAUCGACAGCACUUUGGACGACGGUCAAGGACCAGUUCUGAUGACCACAGUGGCCAUGCCAGUGUUCAGUACCAAGAAUGAGACUAGAAACCGUGGAAUCCUUCUCGGGGUGGUUGGGACUGAUGUGCCAGUGUCAGAGCUGCUUAAGACUAUCCCCAAAUACAAGUUGGGCAUUCAUGGCUAUGCCUUUGCAAUUACCAACAACGGCUACAUCCUGACCCAUCCGGAUUUGAGGCCACUUUACGGAGAUGGCAAGAAGCGAAGGAAGCCAAACUACAGCAGCGUGGAUCUGUCUGAGGUGGAAUGGGAGGAUAAGGAUGACACGUUGAGAAAUGCCAUGGUCAACAGGAAGACAGGGACCUUCUCCAUGGAGGUGAAGAAGAGUGUGGACAAAGGGAGACGAGUGCUGGUUUUGCACAAUGAUUACUACUACACAGACAUCAAAGGGACUCCUUUCAGUCUAGGAGUUGCUCUUUCUAGAGGCCAUGGAAAGUAUUUCUUCAGAGGCAAUGUCACAGUGGAGGAAGGACUUCAUGACUUGGAGCAUCCUGAUGUGGCGCUGGCAGACGAAUGGACAUACUGCAACACAGACGAGCACCCAGAGCACCGCUACCUGUCGCAGAUAGAAGCGAUCAAACUUUACCUCAGUGGACACGAACCUCACCUACAAUGUGACAAGGAGCUGAUUCAGGAGGUUCUGUUUGACGCCGUUGUGACUGCCCCCUUAGAGGCCUACUGGACCAGCCUUGUGCUCAAUAAAUCAGAGAACUCUGAUAAAGGGGUGGAGAUCGCUUACCUGGGCACAAGAACAGGGCUGUCCAGAAUCAACCUGUUCGUGGUGCCCGACGAACUUACAAACCAAGACUUCCUGACAGCUGAAGACAAAGAGGGAGUGUUCAAUGCCGAUCACUUUCCCCUUUGGUACAAGAGAGCGGCAGAACAAGUUCCUGGCACCUUUGUUUACUCGCUGCCUUUCAACACAGGAUCAGAAAACAAGAGCGUUGUAUUGGCCAGCACUGCCAUUCAGCUUCUGGAUGAGAGGAAAUCACCCAUAGCUGCGGCUGUGGGCAUCCAGAUGAAGCUGGAGUUUUUUCAGAAGAAAUUCUGGACCGCCAGCAGACAGUGUGCAGCACUCGAUGGGAAAUGCUCCAUAAGCUGUGAUGACGAGAAUAUUAACUGCUACCUCAUCGACAACAACGGCUUCGUUCUGGUAGCAGAGGACUACACUCUGACAGGGAAAUUUUUCGGUGAACCAGAGGGAGCUGUAAUGAGUAAGCUUCUGCAGAUGGGCUCUUUCAAGAGGGUCACCCUAUACGACUACCAGGCUUUGUGUUGGGUCUUUUCAGAGAGCAGUGCCAGUGGACACACACUGCUGGAUCCCUACUUUGCCUUCUUCUCGGUUGUGAAGUGGAUCCUGACCGAGCUUGUCAUAUUCCUGGUCGAGUUCAACUUGUACAGCUGGUGGUACUCUGACCUCACCGCUAAAGCUCAGAGGAUGGGUCGCUCCAUGCAGGUACCGUGCGACACCGAGUACCCGGCGUUUGUCUCCGAGAGAACCAUCAAGGAGAACACCGGCAACGUCGACUGUGACGGCUGCAUCAAGUCCUUUGUGAUUCAGCAGAUCCCCAGCAGUAAUCUCUUCAUGGUGGUGGUGGACAACAAGUGCGACUGCAGCAUGUUUGAGGCGAUCACCAUGGACCCCAUCGAAAUCAUGUAUAAUGAAUCUCUCAAGUGUGAGAGAUUGAAGAUGCAGAAGGACAGGAGGCGCCCUGACACCUGCCACCCAUUUCACCCAGAGGAGAACUCGAUGGAGUGUGGGGGAGCAGCGAAUCUCAACCCGUCUCUUGUGGCCACACUGCUCUGCGUACUCGUGGCACUGUUGCCUAGGUGACCAGAGCUGGCCACGCCUGUCCAUCAAGAACUUGACUUGGAUUGGAUUGGCUCGGCAUGCAAAAGAAUUGCAAUGAUGCCACAGAAAAAAACACUCCUGCCCCCUAAUAAAUUGUGCCCAAUUUCAACUCACCACCUACAAAGUCCCUAGCCCGGUGGUACCUCCCUACGAGGUACAUAUUUGAGAGGAUUAAUAAUGGAUAGCUGUUACGGCUGCUAAGUAGUAAUCAUUAAGGUGCUUUAGCAAUAUCACAAGAGCUGCACAGAGAGAUUUUUGGGGAGAUACAAAGUUAAAAACACAGUAAUAUUGCUAACAAUGCACUUAGUAGCUUAAAAAUUGCACAAGUGGUCUAGUAAAACCCACUGACACUGACACCACGACGUUCAGUCCUUUCAGGUAGCAGCUAAGGGCUGGGCUCUGUAGCUGGGCUUGGAACUGGGCAUUAGAGCCACGUUACACCCAUGUGGAAAAAGACAGAUGCACCUUCCCCUGGCCCACUCUGACUUUUCAUGGACAAUAAUGAUUCUGAAGAUAAAAAAAAUGCAAAAAAAAAAAAAAUACCGAAAAUGAAGAUGAUUAUAUGUGGGUGGGGUUGUAAUGAAAUGUUUGUCUAACAAUCUUUUUUUUCCAUGAUGAGAAAAAAAAAAUAAAAGUUCGAGUAUAGAUAUCUAUAUAUGAAGAAAAAAAAAGAGUUUUAUUUAUGAUUUGCAAGUGGUACCCAUAAACUGUGACUAUGAGAUUUUGAGUCCUCUGAUGUGAGUGGUUGUUAAUAUUUGAGCUUUGCCUUAUUGAACGAUAUUGGUCCUGUUUGUGUACUUUUGAAAUAAAACGAUGUUUAAAAUUUA
Messenger RNA from Stegastes partitus (bicolor damselfish), 4106 nucleotides. RefSeq names its product voltage-dependent calcium channel subunit alpha-2/delta-3-like. Gene Ontology annotation, cellular component: voltage-gated calcium channel complex. NCBI's taxonomy places the organism in Eukaryota, Metazoa, Chordata, Actinopteri, Pomacentridae. The transcript is spliced from 36 exons. The record is from RefSeq and is a predicted model, not a curated record. Bases 1 to 3261 code for a protein of 1086 amino acids. Gene Ontology annotation, molecular function: voltage-gated calcium channel activity.